Morchella importuna is the source of this 459-nucleotide messenger RNA. RefSeq lists its product as uncharacterized. The record is from RefSeq and is a predicted model, not a curated record. NCBI's taxonomy places the organism in Eukaryota, Fungi, Ascomycota, Pezizomycetes, Pezizales, Morchellaceae. The transcript is spliced from 4 exons. Gene Ontology annotation, biological process: vesicle-mediated transport. Gene Ontology annotation, cellular component: Golgi membrane. The coding region runs from base 1 to 459 and encodes 152 amino acids.
AUGGGUAUCAUGGAGAGCAUCGGUUCGGAAUUUAAGACGAGGAAUUUCAGUAUAUAUGGCCAAUGGACGGGUAUCCUUGCGAUCAUUCUUUGUGUCGCAUUAGGUAUUGCGAACAUCUUCAGCUUUUCGCUUCUCAUCAUCUUCUCGAUAAUCUGCCUCGUUUGCGGACUUCUUCUGGUCUUUAUUGAAAUUCCCCUGCUCCUCCGCAUCUGCCCGACGUCAAAGGUAUUCGACGACUUUGUGCGCAAGUUCCACUCCAACUAUGGUCGCGCGGGUAUCUACCUCGCCAUGGCAGCUGUACAGUGGAUUUCGAUCGCUGUAAAGGCUUCAUCUCUCAUUGCUGCAGCAUUCAUCCUGACCCUCGCGGGGUCCUUCUACGGAUUGGCGGGGUUGAAGGGUCAGGAAUUCAUGGGUAGCAAGACUCUGGGCGGUGCAGGUGUUGCUCAGAUGAUCGUGUAA